Messenger RNA from Spea bombifrons (plains spadefoot toad), 802 nucleotides. It is a transcript of the gene RGCC, whose product is annotated as regulator of cell cycle. Gene Ontology annotation, biological process: regulation of cell cycle. Lineage: Eukaryota; Metazoa; Chordata; Amphibia; Anura; Pelobatidae. Gene Ontology annotation, molecular function: protein kinase binding; protein kinase activator activity. The transcript is spliced from 5 exons. The coding region runs from base 104 to 490 and encodes 128 amino acids. Gene Ontology annotation, cellular component: cytoplasm. The record is from RefSeq and is a predicted model, not a curated record.
GGCAGCUUCUGGUGCGUUUGCUAUUUCGUUAGCGGUUGUGCGGCACAUCCCGGCUCGCAAACUCUGAGCAUUUUCAGCACCAGGACCCUUUUAGUCUGGAGCUAUGAAGUCCCCCAAAGUGAAGUCCUCUGGCAGAGUGACUUUAAUUGAAGAUGACGAUUUAAACGAGGUGCUGUGCGAAUUUGAUGCCGUCAUUGCAGACUUCUCAUCUCCUUUUAACAAGAGGCGCUUCAGAUAUGAUGAGCAUCUCCAGACAAUGAAGAGGAGGAGCAGUGCCAGCAUCAGCGACAGUGGGAUCAGCGACUCAGAAAGUGGAGAUUCACUUUGUCGAAACAGUUUAAGCUUUAGUGAUGAAAAACUGAAUUCCCCAACGCCGUCUUCACCAGCACCGAGCUCUCCUGUUGACACACCCCGAAAAGCCAAACUGGGAGAUACAAAAGAGCUGGAAGACUUCAUUGCUGACCUUGACAGGACACUAGAAAGCAUGUGAAGAAUGCAUAUCAAGUAAAAUCUGCAGUGAACACAAGGCUGUACAUCCUCAUGAAGUAUGUAAUACAGAAGACAGAAGCUUCCAUCUUUUUAUUUUCUGAAUGUGGCCCAACUGCAUGAUUUUAGAAAACUGAUUUUUAAUACUGAACGUACAGUUGUGCUGUAUAUUUUUUUAAAUAUUGCUUAACGUGUAAUUUAAGAUACUUUUAUGAAAAUAAUUUGUAAUGUAUAGUUUAAGAAUGUACUGAAGCUUUGCCAUAUAUAUAUAUAUAAUAUAUAUUUUUGUAUACAAAUAAAACCUUGAGUUAACAAA